Messenger RNA from Populus trichocarpa (black cottonwood), 923 nucleotides. RefSeq lists its product as uncharacterized. Bases 120 to 743 code for a protein of 207 amino acids. The transcript has a single exon. The record is from RefSeq and is a predicted model, not a curated record. Lineage: Eukaryota; Viridiplantae; Streptophyta; Magnoliopsida; Malpighiales; Salicaceae.
AAUCCUGAAUAAGGCUCCCUUGUUUAUUUAACCCCUCCUCUCUCUUAUCUUCUCCAUCCAAAACCCAAAAAUACUCGAGCAAUCCAAACUUCAUAUAUUUUAUCUCUGUCUCUCUUCAAAUGGGAUAUGCAGUGUUUCCAUGCUUCCAUCAAAGCUCAAGAUCUUCAGUGGUGAAGCUAAUCUUCUGGGAAGGAACCACAAGAAUCUUAACGGGCAGCAACAAACACAUAGCUGGAGAGAUCAUGUUUCAGAAUCCAGACAAAAUGGUCUGCCAUGCAGAUUCUUUCUUCAUUGGUCAUCCUGUUCCAUCCCUAGCCAUUGAUGAUGAGCUCAUGCCAGGCCAAACCUACUUUGUCCUUCCAUUAGAUCGCUUUGCAUGCAAUGUUUUGUCAGCUUCUUCUCUUGCAGCCUUCAGCUCUAGCCCUAAACGAACCCCUAUUAAUUUCGGCGAGUCUCCUUUCCAGUACAUAAAGGGUGCUGGGGGUAGGGUUAUGAUUAAGGUUGUGCCAGAAUUCAUAACAAGGCUUAUAAAUAGAGGUGGAGAUCAAGAUCAAACAGGUUCUACUAGCCCUGGUAAUAGUUUUCUUUGUAGCACUCCAGAGUUGAAGAAGCAUUAUGAACAGCUGGUUGGAUCAAAAGAACAAACAUGGUCACCUAAACUUGAGACUAUUUCAGAGUACAAAAUAAGGUACUCUCCCUGCAGGUUUACAAGGUUGAAGUGGAAACAAAACGAGAAGGCAUAAAUUAGUAUUCUACAAUUCCAUGUAGCUAGAGUAUGCAAUUACUUGGAAGAUAGAGAUGGAUUAAACAAACAUACAUUAGUGAUUGAGAAGUCUAAUACCAAAAACUGGUAAUUUUCUCCUUGCAAUUUGAUUAUCAACUGUACAUAAAAUGUGAUCAAAUAUAUUUGUGUUCAAGAGCAA